AUGGGUCAUUUAAGUUCAUUACUAAGAAAGAAUUGGAUUCUAUGGAAGAGAAACUGUUUCUGUUCAACUUGUGAAAUAAUAUUACCAUUAUUAUUAAUAUUGGCAUUAGGAGGAAUAAGGUUUGAGUUUAUUAUAAUAUUAAAAGAGGUGUAGUAGAUAAAAGUAUUUUGGAGGAGACAGCCUUUAUAUAACCAGAAUUAGAUUGGAAAUCUAAGGAUCCAAAUGUUCCAGUGAUAUUAGAGCCAUUAAUUGAUGAGAAAGUAAUUGAAAAUAAGUUGAUGGCUAUGUAAAAAUGGAACGCAAGUUUAAAUUUAAUUGAGAACUUAAAAAGUUUGGAUACAUAGAGUAGAUUAUUAGUGUUACCAAAGAUGAAGUAAGAAAUAAUUGAAUAUUUUAGAAAUUGUUUAGAUAAUUACAACUAUUAAUAGGAGAGAUUUUGGCUAAAUGGAGAUGUAGCACUUGGACCAAAUGAAGAACAUGAGGUAGUAAAGGAAUUAAAGUAUAUAUUUGAAAGUAAGAAAUAAAUAAGAUUGUUUUAGCCUAUUAUAAUUAUAAGACAAUAAUAUUUAAAAAUAAUGAUGAUCUUAAUGAUUAUACAUCACAUAAAGAUUAUGGUAGAAAUGGGAAUCCUAGAGUUUGUUUUGGAGUAAUGUUUAAUGAGAGUGCUGGAGAGAAUAUUUAUGAUUAUUAAUUGAGAUUUAAUUCUAGUGGAUUUAAUAAUUAUGAAAUACCUCCAACAAAUUUAAUAGAAGUGGAUCCAGUAAAAUAUUAAGAUUAUGAUAAAACUAAUACAUAUUGGAAAUCCGGUAUGUUAACAGUUUAAACCUUUGUUGAUAAUAUAAUUCUAAGGAUUGAAACAAAAAGUUAAGCAUAAAUAAUACCAAAAUUUACAUAUGGUAUAAAUUUAUAAUAAAUAAAUAAGUUCAUUAAUAGGAAGGAGUGAAAGAUGAAUUUGCAACAUUUCUGAGAGGCCAAUUUGGUGUUUAUUUGAUAUUACCUCUAAUAAUUAUAUAUUUAAGAAUGACUUAUGCAAUGAUAUAUGAGAAAGAAAAGAAACUUAGAGAAGGUAUGAAGAUGAUGGGAUUAAAUAAUACAUCUUUUUAUUUAUCAUGGAUAAUUUAAUAUGUAAUUAUCUAUACAAUAAUAUCAAUAAUUGCUACAAUAUUAUUGACUGCUAUAGUAUUUACUCACACUGAUGGAUUUGUAUUAUUUUUAAAUUAUUGGCUAUUUUGUAUGGUGUUAAUAUUCUAAUCAAUGUUUAUAAGGUAUUAAAUUUAAUUUAAAGUUUUAGUGUAUUUUUUACAAGAGCAUUAUUUGGAUUAAUAGUAGCAAUAGUUUGGUAUUUACUGAUGUAUAUGGUAAUAAGUUUAGUAGGAAGUGGAUCAGAGAUAGUUCCUGAAUCAUCGUAUUGGGGAGCAUCAAUAUCAUCUCAUGCAGGUAUGUCAUUUGCUUUUGAUGUUAUGGUAAUGUUUGAAGCAUAAGGCAGAGGAGUACAAAUGUCAACAAUCUCAAGCAAAGUUGAAAAUUAUGCUGUCAAUAUUGCUUUAAUCAUGCAUAUCUUAAACAUUCUCUUUUAUUUAAUUAUGUCUAUAUAUUUAGAUCUAGUCUUUCCUAAUGAAUGGGGUAAAAAAUUACAUCCUUUAUUCUGUAUUCCAUAUUUUAAUAGAUCUCAUAAUAAUCAAUAAAAAAAUCUUAUGAAAAAAUCAUCUUAAGUUCAUUAAGAAAGAUAUGAAGAAGUUGAACAAGCUUUAAAAGAUUAAGAAAGUAGAAAAGAAGUACUCUAAAUUUCUAAUCUUACUAAAAUAUAUCCAAGUGGUAAAUAAGCUGUUAGUAAUGUAAGUUUAACUAUGUAUAUUGGUUAAAUUUAUGCUUUAUUAGGACAUAAUGGUGCUGGUAAAACUACUACUAUUUCAAUGUUAACAGGACUCUUAGAUAUUACAUAGGGAGAAGCAUCUGUAUUUGGGUAUGAUGUUGAAACUUAAAUUGAAGAAAUUAGAUAAUUUAUGGGUGUCUGUCCAUAACAUGAUAUUUUAUUUGAUAAUUUAACUGUUAAAGAACAUUUAGAAAUGUUUGCUACUUUUAAAGGAAUGAAACCUGAAGAUAUUCCAGCAGCUGUCAGAAGAAUGAUUGAAGACGUUGAUCUCUUAGAAAAAACUGAUUAUCUUAGUAAAAAUCUAUCUGGAGGAUAAAAAAGAAGAUUAUCUGUUGCUAUUGCAUUUAUAGGGAAUUCGAAAUUGAUAUAUUUAGAUGAACCUACUUCAGGAAUGGAUACAAGUGCAAGGAGAUAUAUAUGGGAAAUGCUUAAAAAUUAUAAAGAAGAUAGAAUAAUUGUUUUAACAACUCAUUUUAUGGAUGAAGCUGAUUUUCUAGGAGAUCGAAUUGGUAUUAUGGGAGAAGGCAAAUUAUAAUGUUCUGGUAGUAGUGUAUUCUUAAAGAAUCAAUUUGGUAAUGGAUAUAAUCUUACCAUUGUCAAGGAGAGUACUCUUACUGAUUCUGAUCCUAUAAUUGAUAUUAUUAUGAAAACCUGUCCAGAAGCUAUCUUGAUUUCUAAAGUUUCAGCUGAAAUACUUAUGCAAUUACCUUUAGCUUCAGUUAAUAAAUUUCCAAAAUUAUUUGGAGAAUUAGAUACUAAUUUAUAAUCAUUACAUAUAUCUAGUUAUGGAAUAAGUAUUACUACACUUGAAGAAGUAUUUUUAAAGGUUGCUUAAAUAGGAGCUGGACAUCAUUAAGUAAAUGAUUAUAUUGAAAUGGAAGAUAAAAAUAAAUAAGCUGUUUAAAUUGAUGAUUUCGAUAUUAAUUAAAUAAGAGUAACAAAUUCAACUCAAUUAUUUUUUAAUCAUACACUAGCUUUAUUAAUGAAAAGAGCAAGAUUUUUUAAAAGAGAUCUUAAAAGUCUUUGUUGUGAAAUCCUCUUACCUUGUUUAGUUGUACUUCUUGGAUUGAUUUUAAUGACUAUAGAUUUCAUUACUGAACCAAAUAUCAUAAUAUUGACUCCACCAUCUAAUUGUUAUGGUUAAAAUAUUUAGUAUUUAUGGGGAGGAUUGAAUGAUUAAUAAUUAUUUUCUUAGAUAGAUUUAGAAUUGUAUAAUGAAACUAUUUAAGUAUUUGGAGAUGAUAGUUUAAAUAAUCUAUAAAAGAUUGAUUAAAGUUACUUUGAGACAUUUGAUUUAAGAUCAAAUAUUGGGUGGUAUUAUUUGAUAAGUAAUUCAAAUAAUUAAUUUAUAUAUUAUAUGUUUGUAAACACUAUUUUUAGAGAAGCACCUCUAGUUUUAUAAAACUAAAUGAAUUAAGCAAUUUUGAGAACAGCUACAAAUAAUAAUAAUUAUUAGAUAAAAGUUACAAAUUCUCCUUUGAGGAAAACAUAUGAAGAAUUAAAUGGAUCAAAAACAAUAGCUGGAUUUUUAUCUGCUCUUAUUUUUUCAAUGGGUAUGGCAUUUAUUCCUGCAUCAUUAAUAUCAUAUAUAGUAAAGGAAAGAGAAAUUAAUAUUAAACAUUAAUAAUUGGUAUCAGGUGUUUCAGUGAAAGCAUAUUGGUUCAGUAAUUGGUUAAUGGAUUUAGGAAAGCAUGUAAUUCCAGCAGUGGUUUGCUGUUUAUUAAUUUUGGCAUUUGAUAUAUCAGCUUUAAUAGAAGGAGAGAAUUAUGGAUUUUCAUGGUUAAUUUUCUUUUUAUAUGGUUGGGCAAUUAUUCCUUUUUGUUAUUUUUUUAGUUUUGCUUUUAGAUAAUAAGGAAAUGCAAUGUUAUUGAGUUUUUUUAUUCAUUUAUUAGUUGGUUCAAUAAUAAGUUUAAUAGUGUAUAUACUAAGAUUGAUACCAUCAACAAGAGAUGUAGCAACUGUUUUAUAAUGGAUUUUUAGAUUGAUUCCAUCAUUUUCAUUUGCAUAUGGUAUUUUAAAUGCAUGUUCUAAAGAAACUUAUAUGAUAAUGGAAGGAUGGAGUGAAAUGAAGAGUACAUAUGAUAUGGCUGUAAGUGGAGGAGAUGUAUUAAUGUUAUCUAUAACGGGUGCAUUUUAUUUGAUUUGCAUAUUUAUAAUAGAAUACUUUGAAGAUAAUGGAUAAUUAUAAAAAUUGGGUUCAAGUGAAUCUAGUAUUCCAUACAUUCCAAAACCUAUUGAUGAUGAUGUAGCAUAAGAAAAAUAAAAGUGUUUAACAUUUAAACCUGAAGAGAAAGCUAUUCUUGUAAAGGAUUUAAGAAAAGUAUUUAUGUUAGGAGAAGGUAAACAUAAAGUAGCUGUUGAUUAAGUUAGUUUUGCAAUAGAUCAAGGAGAAGUAUUUGGAUUAUUAGGAGUUAAUGGAGCUGGUAAAACUACUACCUUUAAGAUUUUAUCAGGAGAAUUGAAACCUACUAGCGGAGAAGCAUUCAUUGCAGGGAAGAGUGUUAUUACUGAUCUUGAAGCAGCUAGAGUAAAUAUUGGAUAUUGUCCUUAAUUUGAUGGACUUUUAGAUAAUCUUACUGUUCGAGAACAUAUUGAAUUAUUCUCAGAUAUUAAAGGAAUACCAUAUUUUAAAAAAGAUGAAUUAGUUGAAAAAAAACUAAAUGAAAUGGAUUUAAAAAGAUUUGAACAUAUUUAAUCAGGAUAACUUUCAGGGGGUAAUAAAAGAAAAUUAUCAGUUGCUAUUGCAAUGAUUGGAAAUCCUCCUAUCGUAUUUUUAGAUGAACCUUCUACUGGUAUGGAUCCAGAAGCUAGAAGAUUUAUGUGGAAUGUUAUCUCAAGAAUUGCUACUUAAAGAAAAUAGAGUACUAUCAUUUUAACUACUCAUUCUAUGGAAGAAGCAGAAGCUUUAUCUACUAAAAUUGCUAUUUAAGUUAGUGGUAAUUUAAGAUGUCUUGGAUCUGUUUAACAUAUUAAAAAUAAAUUUGGUAAAGGAUAUGAAAUUGAAGUUAAAUUAGAAAAACCAUCAAAAAAUGAAAUUUAAGACUUAGUUCAAAAUAUGGGAUUAUAAAAUAAUUCUAGACUUGAUUAAAAUACUACUGUUGAAACAUUAAGAAAAAUUAAUUCAAGUCAUUUAGAAUAAGAAAUCACUAUGAAAGGUUCAGGAUCUCAUAUUUAUAAUGAUAUUAGAAAACCUAAUGGAUUAGCUGUUGAAACACUUGCUGAAUAUGUUAUUGUAGAAAGAACAGGAGAACUCUUAAAGAACUUUAUUCAACAGAGUUUUGGAUAAUUUGAAGUGAUUGAGCAUUUCCAAACUUUCUAUAGAUUUAGACUUCUUGGAUAAAUUACUGUUAGUAAACUCUUUUAAGGAUUUGAAUAAAAUGUAAUUUUAUUAAUUUAAUAAUUUAGAAAAAACAAUAUAGAAUUUCCCAGUAUUCCAUUAAAUAAGCAUCAAUUGAAUAGAUUUUCAAUAACUUUGCAAUUUAGGAUUCUCAAUAAUAGUAAAAGCACGAGGAUGUUUAAGGAAAUUAAAUUGCAGUUUAAAUUUAAUAAAAUUCUUGA
Paramecium sonneborni is the source of this 5431-nucleotide messenger RNA. The record is from the annotation of a GenBank genome assembly. Lineage: Eukaryota; Ciliophora; Oligohymenophorea; Peniculida; Parameciidae.